Molecule: messenger RNA, 8905 nt
Organism: Aethalodelphis obliquidens (Pacific white-sided dolphin)
Lineage: Eukaryota; Metazoa; Chordata; Mammalia; Artiodactyla; Delphinidae
Gene: PTPN23
Product: protein tyrosine phosphatase non-receptor type 23
Exons: 27
Coding region: 4001-8683 (1560 amino acids)
Biological process (GO): endocytic recycling; protein transport to vacuole involved in ubiquitin-dependent protein catabolic process via the multivesicular body sorting pathway; protein dephosphorylation
Cellular component (GO): endosome
Molecular function (GO): protein binding; protein tyrosine phosphatase activity
Source: RefSeq, a predicted model, not a curated record
GUUUUAAAUUUUGUGAGGAAUUGCCGAGGUAUUUUCCAAAGAGCCUGUACCAUUUUACAUUCCCACCAGCAAUCUGUGGUAUUCCACAUCUUAAUGAUUUUUAUUGUCUCUCUUUUUUAUUAUAGCCAUCCUAGUGGGUAUGAAGUGAUAUUUCAUUGUGGUUUUGACUUGUAUUUCCCUAAGAGCUAGUGAUGUUGUGCUUAUUGUCCAUUUGUAUAUAUUCUUUGGAGAAAUGUCUAUUCAAGUCCUUUGUACAAUUUUUAAUUGGGUUAUUUGUCCUUAUAUUGUUGAGUUGUACACACUGUUUUAACAUUAGAAUGUUUUAGAUUUCCAUCGGAGGAAAAAAAGCCUCCAGUAAAAUCAAGGCUUUAGAUGUGUAAAGUAGUUUUUCAGGGACUUUGUAGACCCCCACCACAUGGCUCCCCAUCAGUUUGAGAAGCUCAGCUUGUCCCCAGCAUUGAUAGAUGAGGAAAAUGAGGCCUGGAAAAGUUAGGAAGUGUGUCCAAGUUACACAGCUGAGUCCUGUGUAGAAUGAUGGGAAACUGGGAAGCUUUCCCUGGAGGAGAGGACUGACAAGGAGACCUUGAUUCCCUGCUCUGUCUCCGAAAGGCUGCCACGAGGACCAGAUUGUUCUUCCCAGGGGGAGGCAUGUCAACAAGAAAGUUCUCAAAACAAAACAAACAAACAAAACCAAGAAAGGUCUCUUGAUAAUAGCUGGAGUCCCGCAUGGCAGAGGUGGCCUGGGAGUCUAGAAGAUCACUUGGCAGGGAAAUUGUAGGAGACUAUAGGGGCCAUUUGAUGCCUGGCUUCUCCAGCAUCCAUUUGCCCUACCCCUUCUCCCUUCCAAUGAGGCCCCAAUUCCCCUUUGAGGAUCUGCAUGGCUCUGGGAGAGGAAAACUCGACUUGGUCUAAGUCAAGCAAUGCCUUCCAUCUCUCCACCACCACUGGUGAUUGAUUAAGCUGGUCCACUUGGAAUACAUCUCAGAACUUUUGGUGGGAAUACUAGGCACUUUCUUUCCUCCUGGAAGUAAACAAGGAAGCAUGGCUAGAUGUGACAAAGAAAACAUCUUAGGAUGUGAGGUGGGCCCCUUAGAAUGAGAUCAGCACCACAGAAGGCAGAGAGGAAAGAGAGAAAAACAGAUCCUUAUGACAUCACUGAGCUUCUGGGUCACACCUUGCCUGAAGGUGGAGGGCCUCCGGAUGUUACUAUUUAAGCUAGUUUGAUUGGGCUUUUCUGUUACUUGCAACAUGAUGUCGCAACAAAUGUAGGGUUCAGGCAUCCAAUAAAGAGGUGUGGGGACAGACUAUGUAGCCUUUAUAAUCUCAUCAAACCAUAAGACUCUAUGACAUGUCCAAAGGUUUGAGGUUGGAUGGCAGUAAUCAGGCCCGGGAACUUGGGUUGGGGGCUCUGGUGGGAUUUUUUUUUUUUUUUUUGACCAGUGGACCUUACAGAGUAUGAGUUCCAAAGGUCAAACUCUGUUAUAGCCACAUAAAAAUCCUUCAAUAACUUGUGCUUGAUAAUUGACCCAGAGCAUCUUCAGAAUACAGCUCUGUGAGCCCUGCCUCAGCUUCAGGGCUCCACAGACCUGGGUUCAAAUCCCACCGCUGCCACCUCCCCACUGGUUCUUGGCCAGUCUCUGUGGGAUUCUGUGUGCCUCAUCUGUAAAUCGGAGAUAACAAUUCUUACCUUGUAAGAGUGGUGAGAGGAUUAAAGCUAAUGUGGGUGGAGGAAGCUCAGGUGUGGUGGCUUUUAUCUAGGGCGGUGAUGGCUCAGAGAUGCAGCUGAGACCAUUAGGAAGCACAGAGCUCUUACCCCUCCAGGCUCUGACCGGGAGACCUGAUUUUGCAGAUGAGGAGACUCAGGCACUGGGAUGUUACGAACUGGGCCCCGACCCAGAGCUGGUAAGUGGAGGUUCUGGGAUUCCAGCCCAAGGUAGCGUCAUCCACCGUGCUGCUCUGCCUUCAGCGUGGGGGUUGUGUCUGGUCCCCCAGCUGCUGGGAGCUGAGCUGCAGAGGGUGAGGGCAGGAUUCCAGGUGUCCAGCAGGAGGUUUCUCCACCCAGCCUGUGACUUGACCCUGGGGCCUGAGGUUGGAGCAGGGUGUGGGUAAAGCUCCGGAGGGUGGCUGGGGGGUAGAGGAGCAGGAAGUGGACACUCCAGGGAAAUGUCUUGCAGGAGGCAAGAGAUCCCAUUCAGGUGAGCAUUUCCACUCUGCAAUUACCUGCUCAGCCAGCACCGCAGGUAGCUGGGGCCCUUGACUUCUCCUGAAUGACCCCACGGCUCCCACACCUCCUUGAAAAGAUGGUUGGAACAAAAAGCUUUCACAAGGUCUGGAGAAUGAUGAAGAAAGAAGCCUGGUGGGCCCUUGGGCAAGCUCUGCCCUUCUCGGGCCUUGGCUUCCUCCUUGCUGUAAUGGGGUGGUCAGGAGGGGGCGCACAGAUUUCAGAAACCCUUAGCCCCUUGCCCAAGUGGCCUGUGCAAGUCAAGGAAGGUGUGGAGAAAGCAGCUGUGGCCACAUUGGUCCCCUGGGGGGACACACCUGAUGUUCUAGAACCAGCAGUGUGGACACAAGUUGCCCACACUACCCAUAGACACAGAGACCUCAGCUGGGAAGACCCUGGCCUCGGAAAUUCCCACAAGCUGACCUCAGCCCUGACCCAUCAGGUUUGUCACCACCCCACCCCCAACUAGGGGUGCUACCCAGCCUCCAGGCUUUCACUGCAAAGGCCAGAACGUCUCAAAGUUCUGCCACAUAUGGCUGUGCUACUGCUCACUUCCUGGCACCAUGCAAUCAGGAGGGUGUAUUUGGGAAAUCUCGAAGGCACCAUUUACUCUGGAGGCCCUCCCUAUCAAGGCCUGAAUGAGGGUGUCUGUCCUAGGCAGGGGAGGAAUAAAUCCCCCGUUGCUCUCUUUCUGCUCACAGACACUGGGAGGAGGGCCCCCUUCCCCCAAGAAUUAAACCUGGUUCUGAGCAAAAACAAACAAAAAACACCCAUAAUUUCAAAUCUGCUGGGCUUUUGUGCAGCCAGUGACCCCCAGGAUCGCAGCCGUGCUGUGACAACCGUGUGGCCUUGGUGCCAUCUGCUGGCCAAGUGACUUGGGAGCUAGGGAGGGGUGCUGGUUUUGUGAAUGGGCCUCAGAGAUCCCCAACCUUCUUCAUAUUUGCGAACCUGUCUUGUUGGAGCCUUUUCUAGGGAGAAAGUAAGCAAUGCUCCAAGGGUUCCUGGAGGGCCCAGGACCCUCUGGAGGGAGGAGAAGCUGCUGCUUUGCUGCUCCCAUAGAAGCCUCUUUCUGAACCAAGGGAGGGGGGGCCACCCCAGAGUUCCCUCCCCAAGCUCCAGGAACAUGGAUGUUGGCUGAGAUGGAAGGGAUACAGUGGAAUUCUUCCGGCUCUGGCCUCCAGCUGACCAGGUCUGAGACCAGGUUACCUCUUCAGAGGCAAUAGCUGUUCUCUUCUCCCUGGUCCGCUUCCAGACAGUCGGAAAGUGCAGGUAGACUACUACUCCCAGAAACCCUUUCGCCUCGGGCUGGAGAUUUGCCCUCUACACACGCCCCGUGGAGGAGGCUGAGCAUGCGCAAUGGAAGAUGAGCCUGCGCGAAAGGCUGUGCGGGCGGGGACCGCAUCUCCCAGCAGGCCGUGGGGGCAUUCUUUUAUCCCAGCGUGACCAGUAACUUCCGGCGUGGAGGGGCGGCGCGGUGCCUACAGCUGAGCUAGUACCUGGAAAAGCUAGCGGAGCGGCCGAGUGGCCGGCGGGCGGCAGCCGCCAUGGAGGCUGUGCCCCGCAUGCCUAUGAUUUGGCUGGACCUGAAAGAGGCCGGUGACUUCCACUUUCAGCCGGCCGUGAAGAAGAUUUGGAGUCACUGAGCCGGUCUGCUUGAGCCUAUCUGCCCACUCGAGUUUACUGCAGAAUGGCUUCAGGUGCAGUUUGUCCAGAAGAAUUAUGGAGAGAAUCCAGAAGCCUACAAUGAGGAACUGAAGAAGCUGGAGUUGCUCAGACAGAAUGCUGUUCGUGUUCCACGGGACUUUGAGGGCUGCAGUGUCCUCCGCAAGUACCUGGGCCAGCUCCACUACCUGCAGAGUCGGGUCCCCAUGGGCUCAGGCCAGGAGGCUGCUGUUUCUGUCACCUGGACUGAGAUCUUCUCAGGCAAGUCUGUGGCCCAUGAAGACAUCAAGUAUGAGCAGGCCUGCAUUCUCUACAACCUUGGGCAUGAAGGUCUCCUGCACUCACUUCCAGUGCGCAGCAGGUGCCUUUGCCUACCUGCGUGAGCACUUCCCUCAUGCCUACAGCGUUGACAUGAGCCGGCAGAUCCUCACUCUCAAUGUCAACCUCAUGCUGGGCCAGGCUCAGGAGUGCCUUCUGGAGAAGUCCAUGUUGGACAACAGGAAGAGCUUUCUGGUGGCUCGCAUCAGUGCACAGGUGGUGGAUUACUACAAGGAGGCGUGCCGGGCCUUGGAGAACCCCGAUACCGCCUCACUGCUGGGCCGGAUCCAGAAGGACUGGAAGAAGCUGGUACAGAUGAAGAUCUACUACUUUGCGGCUGUGGCUCAUUUGCACAUGGGGAAGCAGGCUGAGGAGCAGCAGAAGUUCGGAGAGCGGGUUGCAUACUUCCAGAGUGCCCUGGACAAGCUCAAUGAAGCCAUCAAGCUGGCCAAGGGCCAGCCUGACACUGUGCAAGAUGCACUUCGCUUCACUAUGGACGUCAUUGGGGGAAAAUACAAUUCUGCCAAGAAGGACAAUGAUUUCAUCUACCACGAGGCUGUCCCAGCACUGGACACCCUUCAGCCUGUAAAAGGUGCCCCCUUGGUGAAGCCCUUACCAGUGAACCCCACAGACCCAGCUGUUACGGGCCCUGACAUCUUCACCAAACUGGUACCCAUGGCUGCCCAUGAAGCCUCGUCGCUGUACAGUGAGGAGAAGGCCAAGCUGCUUCGGGAGAUGAUGGCCAAGAUUGAGGACAAGAAUGAGGUCCUGGACCAGUUCAUGGAUUCAAUGCAGCUGGAUCCUGAGACAGUGGACAACCUUGAUGCCUACAGCCACAUCCCACCCCAGCUCAUGGAGAAGUGUGCGGCUCUCAGCGUCCGGCCCGACACUGUCAGGAACCUCGUCCAGUCCAUGCAAGUGCUGUCAGGUGUGUUCACGGAUGUGGAGGCCUCCCUGAAGGACAUCAGGGACCUGCUGGAGGAGGAUGAACUGCUAGAGCAGAAGAUGCAGGAGGCAGUGAGUCAGGCAGGGGCCAGCACGGCUGUCUCCAAGGCCGAGCUGGCAGAGGUGAGGCGAGAAUGGGCCAAGUACAUGGAGGUCCAUGAGAAGGCCUCCUUCACCAACAGCGAGCUGCACCGUGCCAUGAAUCUGCAUGUUGGCAACCUGCGCCUGCUCAGUGGGCCUCUGGACCAGGUCCGGGCUGCCCUGCCCACGCCAGCCCUCACCCCAGAGGACAAGGCAGUGCUGCAGAACCUGAAGCGCAUCCUGGCCAAGGUGCAGGAGAUGCGGGACCAGCGUGUGUCCCUGGAGCAGCAGCUGCGUGAGCUUAUCCAGAAGGAUGACAUCACGGCGUCACUGGUUACCACAGACCACUCAGAGAUAAAGAAGCUGUUUGAGGAGCAGCUGAAGAAGUAUGAUCAGCUGAGGGUGUACCUGGAGCAGAACCUGGCCGCCCAGGACAACAUUCUCCGGGCACUGACAGAGGCCAACGUGCAGUACGCAUCUGUGCGGCGGGUGCUCAGUGAACUGGACCAAAAGUGGAACUCCACACUGCAGACCCUGGUGGCCUCCUAUGAAGCCUAUGAGGACCUGAUGAAGAAGUCCCAGGAGGGCAAGGACUUCUAUGCAGACCUGGAGAGCAAGGUGGCUGCUCUCCUCGAACGGGCACAGUCCACCUGCCAGGCCCGCGAGGCAGCCCGGCAGCAGCUCCUGGACAGGGAGCUGAAGAAGAAGCCGCCACCACGGCCCACGGCCCCAAAGCCGCUGCUGCCCCGCAGGGAGGAGGGCGAGGCAGUGGAGGCCGGGGACCUGCCUGAGGAGCUGCGCAGCCUGCCCCCCGACACCUUCCUGGGGGCUGCUGUCCCACUCCGCUUCCCGCCCGGCCCCUUCCCCAGCUCUGCAGGCCCAGGACCCCACUAUCUCUCAGGCACCUUACCGCCGGGUACCUACUCGGGCCCCGCCCAGAUGUUGCAGCCCAGGGGCCCCCAGGCCCUAGGGCACCCUGUGGUGGCCAUGGCACCUGGACCUGCUCUCUACACAGCCGGGGCCUACACACCAGAGCUGGGCCUCGUGCCGCGAUCCUCGCCACAGCAUGGCAUGGUGAGCAGUCCCUAUGGUGGGGUGGGGCCCGGGCCCACCCCACCAGCUGCAGGCCUGCCCUCAGCCCCACCUCCCCAGUUCUCGGGCCCUGAGUUGGCCGUGGGGAUUCGGCCAGCCACCACCACAGUAGAUAGCGUCCAGGCCCCCAUCUCCAGCCACACGGCACCACGGCCAAACCCUGCCCCUGCUCCUCCCCGGCCCCGCUUUCCGGGGCCACCCCCCCAGCCACUGCCCGUGCCCUACACCUACCCGAUGGGGGCCAAGCCACCCCUCGCAGCUCCCCCAGCCCAGCACCACUUUUCUCCUGGGAUGCCCACAGGUUUUUCAGCCCCGAGGACUGGGCCCCAGCCUCAUCCCACACGAGCAGUGUUUGGGCCCCAGCCUCCCCAGCAGCCCCUUCCACUCCAGCAUCCGCACCUCUUCCCACCCCAGCCUUCAGGACUGGUACCCCCACAGACCCCCUAUCCCUUUGCUCCUCAGCCUGGUGUCCUGGGGCAGCCACCGCCCACCCUGCAUACCCAGCUCUACCCAGGCCCCUCUCAGGACCCUCUGCCCCCCCACUCAGGGGUUCUGCCUUUCCCCAGCCCUGGGCCCCCUCAGCCUCCCCAUCCCACCCUGGCAUAUGGUCCUGCCCCUUCCCCCAGACCCCUGGGCCCCCAGGCACCCGCACUCUCCAUUCGAGGCCCUCCGCCUGCCAGCCAGCCCGCCCCCACUCCCCACCUGGUGCCUUCGCCUGCCCCAUCACCGGGGCCCGGCCCCGUCCCUCCUCGGCCCCCUGCAGCAGAGCCAGCCGUGUGUCUGCGCCGAGGCGCUGCGAGUGCAGAUCUGCUCUCCUCCAGCCCUGAGAGUCAGCAUGGAGGCGCUCAGCCUCCUGGGGGUGGGCAGCCCCUGCUGCAGCCUACUAAGGUGGAUGCGGCUGAGGGCCGGCGGCCACAGGCCCUGCGGCUGAUCGAGCAGGACCCCUAUGAGCACCCGGAGAGGCUGCAGCAGUUGCAGCAGGAGCUGGAGGCCUUUCGGGGCCAGCUGGGCGAUGCAGGGGCUCUGGACGCUAUCUGGCGGGAGCUACAAGACGCACAGGAGCACGAUGCCCGUGGCCGUUCCAUCGCCAUCGCCCGCUGUUACUCACUGAAGAACCGGCACCAGGAUGUCAUGCCCUACGACAGCAACCGUGUGGUGCUGCGCUCAGGCAAGGACGACUACAUCAACGCCAGCCGCGUGGAGGGGCUCUCACCGUACUGCCCACCUUUGGUGGCCACCCAGGCCCCCCUGCCUGGCACAGCUGCCGACUUCUGGCUCAUGGUGCAUGAGCAGAAAGUGUCAGUCAUUGUCAUGCUCGUGUCCGAGGCCGAGAUGGAAAAGCAAAAGGUGGCUCGCUACUUCCCUACCGAGAGGGGCCAGCCCAUGGUGCACGGUGCCCUGAGCUUGGCCCUGAGCAGUGUUCGCACCACCGAGACCCAUGUGGAGCGGGUGCUGAGCCUGCAGUUCCGGGACCAGAGCCUCAAGCGCUCGCUCGUGCACCUCCACUUCCCCACAUGGCCAGAGUUAGGCCUGCCGGACAGCCCCAGCAAUCUGCUGCACUUCAUCCAGGAGGUGCACGCUCAUUACCUGCAUCAGCGCCCCCUGCACACGCCUGUCGUCGUCCACUGCAGCUCCGGGGUGGGCCGCACAGGAGCCUUCGCGCUGCUCUACGCGGCUGUGCAGGAGGUGGAGGCUGGAAGUGGGAUCCCUGAGCUGCCUCAGCUGGUGCGGCGCAUGCGGCAGCAGAGGAAACACAUGCUGCAGGAGAAGCUGCAUCUCAGGUUCUGCCAUGAGGCGGUGGUGAAACACGUGGAGCAGGUCCUGCAGCGCCACGGCAUGCCCCUUCCGUGCAAGCCCUCGGCUGGCACCAGUGUUACACAGAAGAAUCACCUUCCUCAGGACUCCCAGGACCUGGUUCUCGGUGGGGAUGUGCCCAUCAGCUCCAUCCAGGCCACUAUCGCCAAGCUCAGCAUCCGGCCUCCCGGGGGCUUGGAUUUCCCGGCUGCCGGCCUGCCAGGCCCUGUAGAGCCCCCAGGCCUGCCACCACCCAGCCUCCCAGAGUCCACCCAGCUCCCAUCCUCCUCCCCACCCCCUCUCUCUUCACCCCUGCCUGAGGCCCCUCCGCCUGAGGAGGAGCAGCCGGUACCUGAGGUCCCCAGCCUGGGGCCCCCGUCCUCCUCCCUGGAGCUGCUGGCCUCCCUAACUCCUGAGGCCUUCUCUCUGGACAGCUCCUUGAGGGGAAAGCAGCGGAUGAGCAAGCAGAACUUUCUGCAGGCCCAUAACGGGCAGGGUCUGCGGGCUGCCCGGCCCACUGAUGACCCCCUCAGCCUUCUGGAUCCACUCUGGACACUCAACAAGACCUGAACAGGGUUUGCCUGCCUUGCACUACGUUGUCUCCCAUGCCAGUCUGCCCCUCUUGAGGUGGGGCCUAGUCUUACUCCCAUUCCUGCUGCCUUCAGCCCUGCCUGGCCCAGCCCACAGCUCUACAGGGUAGAGAUGCAUCACGGGUCUUGGGUCAGGUUCUGCUCCUUUGUGGGACCUGACAUUUUCAGCUCUUUGCUGUUGAAUAAACAAACCUGUUCUGUG